GUAGGAGUCAGGUACAAUACGACAAGAUGGAUGUGGCGGCAUGUCUCGUAGUUCUGCCGAUAUAGUUUAGUCAUCAUUAACCGGCUCUAAAGUUAACAUCAGUCUGUCCUGUGCCUGACGCCUAUCUGAAUUAUUUAAAAUUUUAAUCUUCAUUUGUAAGUACGUGGUGUUUUUAUGGCAUUAUUUGAAAUGUAUUCAUUCCUGAAUUCGGCAAAAGUUAGUAUCGUAGUGUCGUGUAAUAUUUAUCCAGCAUUAUACAGGAAUCGACACAUAUGUGACUGAAGGUUGCAGUAGUGCUGAUUGUUAUUACGAUAAUAUUACUUACGAGUAUAGUUAUAGAAAUUUUAAUAUUUUUUCCAUUUUCUGUGAAUUUUAUAGUUUUGUAAAAAGUAAAACAUUAUUGUUUCAAAGUGACAUUAUUUUCUUAAACAUUUUUAUUUUUUUGUGGUGUAUAAUCAAUCUCAAGUACUCAGUGAAUCAACUUUUUUUGGAUUAUAUCAAAAAAAAAAAAAAAUUUAGCAAAAUACUUUCAUCAAUGUGGGGAAACGAAGGCUUCAGUACGAUGGAAGAACCGUUAGGCACUGUAGUGUCGGACGAUGUUUGGAAAAAGUUCGAUUUGGAUGCACCUUUAUUUACAGACAGCCAUCAUUAUCGCGAACGUUCAUUUGAGGAUUCUACUGCCGAAUCAGGUGACAAUAAAAAUUGUUUAGAUUACCCAGAAAUCCGUCAUCAUGACUGCAUGUGGGCAGGAUUGUGUAUAAGUAAAGAACAUAAUAAAAUACUAUCCACUAAAAAAGAUAAAAGUUUAGCGCACAAAAUAGUGACGGCUAGUCAAAAUUUAUUGAUAUCCAAGACGUCAUCUGCUUCAACAUUUCAUCAGACACAAGAGCAAUUUUCUACAAAAAAUCAACAUCCACAAAGAAUUGAUAAUUUAGAAAGUGAUGGUGAUUCAACACGUCCGGAAACGCCCCAAAGUUCUUCCGAGUCUGACACAGACAGUGAACAUGAUGUACCAAUAUUUAAGCAUGAUCAGUUUAGCAUUAAUGAAAAAUUGAUUGAAUGUAUGUCAGCACCUGUGAGCGAGGUCACUGGACAGUGUGUCAGAAGUUCAUCGAGUAUAAAGGUUGAGGUUAAUGAAACAGAUUACAGUGAUAAUUCCAUUAAUACUAGAACUAAACUCAGUACAUCGAAACAAACAGAGAUUAGUAAUACCCUUAAUGAUCACUGUUAUUACAUAAAUCAUCAAAAUAGUAAAAAAUUAGAUUAUCUAGGUGUCCAAACACCAUCUGAUUCUGAAGAAGAAAUUGAUGUUGUUUCGUUCGAGAAGCCAGCAGUUUUACCUACUCUUCCGAGUACUGUAGAUCACAAAGUCUUUGAAUCAACAGUGAAUACUGUUCUGAAUGACAAACCUGUCCCAAGACCACGAGGUAGACCACCAAAUGUGAAUCGUAAACGUCCGGCACAAAGUCAGGCACAAGAGCAAAGACCCGCAAAACGUAUAGCAGUGCAAAGAUCGUGUCAAAAGAAAGCUCUAAAAGUACCCAAAAAUAGCCCUCUACCAAUUUCAAUAUCUACAAACAUACUGAAGUAUACGCCACCAUCGAUAGCUACCUCUGAUGACGAUGAACCUGGUACUGAUAAACGAAAUCUUCAUAACAACAUGGAACGGCAAAGAAGAAUAGAACUGAGAAAUGCAUUUGAUGACUUAAGAUGUUUAGUACCAGAGCUUAAAAUUAAAGAAAAAGCACCAAAAGUUGCAAUUUUACGUCAAGGAGGGAAAUUUUGUAUUAAAAUAAGAGAACUCGAAGAAGAAUUGAUUAGAGAAAAAAUGGAGUUAAAAAAACGUCAAGACAAAUUACGGACAAGAUUAAGUUAUUUAAGACGAUGUUUAGCAAAGAAGCGCUAAAAAUUUAGUACUGUAAAAUAUUUUCAAUGGCUGAUAAAUACCUAUAACGAUAAAUAUUUAAAUUAAUUACUUGGUAUUUAUAGUACACGGAUAGAAAUGUUAAGCAAAUAUUCCUAUGCAGCAUAGUAAUGGUUACAUUACUAUAGUUUGCAUAAGCAGUCACAUAAAAGCGGCGUGACAAAAACUAUUGAGUAAUAUAACCAUUACUAUGUUGCAUAGGAAUAUUUACUUGACAUUUCUCUCCACGUAGUUGACAUCUAUUUAAAAUUUUGAUAUAAAAAUAGGGUUGAAAGAAUUUAAAAACUUUCAUAUCCUAUUUUUCUAAAUUUAUUUUAGUUCUUUGGUACUUUACUGGUUUUCGGUAACUUUUUAAAUUUUAUCAUCAAUUUUUUAAAUAUAAAAGAACCGAUAACAAAUACGCUUUUGCAAUAUCAUUUUUUUUUAAAUUUAUAAAAUAGUAAUAACGAUUCUGAUAAUGUGUGUUGGAAUUGUUAUUCUAUAUUUUUAAACUCAGGGAUCCAAAGACUCUAUUAAUGAAAGCGAGCUCGGAUCAACGAUUAAUUGGCUAUCAUUGUUAAUAUAAGUAACUUUUGGUAUACGAGCAUUUAUUGUGGUUGUACAGUGUAAAAAUAUUCUAUUUAGAUGAGUGUUUUAAAUUGAUAGGUAGUUUUUUUGUCGUAACUAUCAAUUUUUCGGGUAUGUUAAAACUUUAUAAUAAUAAAUAGCUCAAAAUUGGGGGUUUAUAUGCCACAUAUAAUAAAGAUCAUAAAAAUAAUUUACAACUUAGUAAGAUAAAUCUCAAUUUAUAUCCUCCAAUUGGUAAAAAAUGUUAUUUAGAUUUUUACAAACUUUUUAUAAUCCAAAAAUUGUAAGAAUAUAAUUAUUUUUGACUGAUUUAAAGUAUAAAAUGUUUACUUUUUUUUAUUAAUAAUUAAAAAGGGACACUUUGUAAAACCCCAAUAUAUUGAAACGAUUAGUUAUAUUUAUAGUUGAAAAUAAAAUGUGGUUGAGCCACAUUUUAUAAUAGUUAGAUAUUUCAUACAUUUUUGUUUUCUUUUUCUGUUUAUUCAUUAAACGACAGUCGCUGUGCGAUGUUGUGGCAGCGAAUGGUAGUUAAGAUAUUGACAGGCUAGCCAAUAAUAUAUAUUUUAUAUGAAACAAAAUACUACGAUUUGAAUAGUAGAAUUUAUUUUUUUCUAUCAAUGGAAAUGAAAAGAAAAAGAAAUUGGUCAAAGAGUUUUUAAAAAGUAAACUCAAUAAUGAGUUAAUUUUUGUCUUGUUAAUCUCGGUCUCUCAUUAUUAAUUUUUUUUAUUUUCUAUAUACUAUAUAUAUAAUCCCAUAUAUCAUGGCCAUAUAUUUUAGUUUUUCUUCUUUUAUAUUAAAGCUUUAUUUGUUUUUAAAAUAUUUCACUGUUUUUAAAAUUCAUAUAAAACUUAGUCUUAAGAUAAUUAUAUAAUUUAAUUAAUCUAAGUACAGUUUUCAGGUUAAUUUAGUUUUAAACAUUCACAAAUUGUCUUUCUCUAAUUAUUUUUGAUAAUCGAACUGGAAAGUGUGAAAUAUUAGAAAAGAGUUUUCAGUUCAGUGUAAUUUAUAAUGUUUAAUUGCCUGUAGCAGAAUAAGUCAUUAAUCAUUAAUUUAUCACAAUUUCCAUCCAUUUUUCAUAUAUGACUCACCGCAUUGUCUUAUUAGUAUAAAGUUUAAUGAAUAUGUGAGAAAAGUUUCUGAUGAGCCCUGAUAAGACCUCAUAUUAAUCGUCCAUAUCUGGCCUAAUAUAAAAAUUGUACGAAUCUGGUCUUAAAUGGACUAUAUACGAGCAUAGAUUAUAUGGGCACAUUGAAAAAUUUUUUCACGGGAACAGAUUUAUACAUUACGAUCUUUACUGAAUAACCAUCGGUAGAAUUGACUUAGUAAUUUUAUAAUCAUUGCUAUGUUAGAACAUUUUAUUCCUCAUUUUUUUAGUUUUAUAAUUUUAUAUUUUUAUUUUAUAUUAUUAUUAUUAUUAUUAUUAUUAUUAUUAUUAUUAUUAUUAUUAUUAUCGUUAUUUUUAAUAAUAUUAUUGUCUUUAUUGAUGUUAUUAUUAUGGCGUUUAUUCUGCGAUGCAAAGUUCAUUUAUUACAAUAUACUAUUAAUGGACUAAUAUUUAUAAACACUAAAUUUUGUUUUGAGAUUUUUCUAAAAUUAUUAUUUUAAAUUGAUUUCUUUUACUUAAUUUUGACAUAUUUUUAUACACAUACACCUAUAUAUAUUCCAAUUUUG
This is a messenger RNA of Microplitis demolitor, 4163 nucleotides long. RefSeq names its product transcriptional regulator Myc-B (gene Myc). Gene Ontology annotation, biological process: regulation of transcription by RNA polymerase II. The record is from RefSeq and is a predicted model, not a curated record. The transcript is spliced from 3 exons. The coding region runs from base 536 to 1906 and encodes 456 amino acids. Lineage: Eukaryota; Metazoa; Arthropoda; Insecta; Hymenoptera; Braconidae. Gene Ontology annotation, molecular function: protein dimerization activity; RNA polymerase II cis-regulatory region sequence-specific DNA binding; DNA-binding transcription factor activity, RNA polymerase II-specific.